Durusdinium trenchii is the source of this 1581-nucleotide messenger RNA. The record is from the annotation of a GenBank genome assembly. NCBI's taxonomy places the organism in Eukaryota, Dinophyceae, Suessiales, Symbiodiniaceae.
AUGGAACCGUCGGCCAUGGUGCCGGAGCCAAAGGAGCUCCUUGAUGAGGCUGCAGGACUGGCCGUCAUUACUGGUGGCCGCCUGCUUGGUGCAAGGUAUCCCGAGAAUAUGGAUGCGGUCUUUGAGAUCUUGAAUCGGCUCAGUACCAAAAGUGCUAGCAGCUACGACGAGGAGGCCAUGCUCAACAAGAUGGAGCGAGAUGAAGCAGGACGUCCCGCCGACCCCGAGGUGGUGAAGAAGGCCGUCUGCCAAGACGUUGUCGAGGAAGGUGAAAGGUUCAAGGUGACACGCGGAGUGCGCGCCUUCCUGCUCCUGGACGGCUUUCUGUUGUUGGCGGCUGGUGGAUCCAAUACACCCGAUGAGGUGAUUACUGUGAACCUCUCCUCCUUGCAGAUUGUCGAUAUAGCUGAGGAGGACUUGGCCUUCUUCGCUCAACUCCAUCGAGUGGACCUGAGCGACAACCAACUAGGUUACGAGCACCUUUUGGAGCAGAUCGCACGGAUUCCACGGCUGGGCACGCUGAAUCUGGCAUGCAACUCCAUCAGCAGCCUGCAGGUUGGCCAUGGCAUUCUGCAGUUUCUGGAGGUCUUGGACCUCUCCUUCAACGGACUGCAUGGAGACGUCUUAGGGCAGCUGGCCAGGCUUCCCAACUUGGUCUGGCUGAACCUGGCCUCGAAUUGCAUCUCUUCGCUGCCGCCGGAGGAAGAGCUCUCCGGCUUGCAGGUCUUGCAGGAGCUGAUCUUGGACUCCAAUGACCUGGUGCAAUUCAUGCAAUGGCGGUCGCUCGAUGCAGUACCACAGCUGCGGAAGUUGUCCUUGGUCUCCAAUCGCGUGAAGCGUCUCAAGGAGCCCGAUGAUGCGCCGGACACAGCCAGUGGCACCACCAUCUCGUACUUUCCGACCCUUGAAGAGUUGGACCUUUCCUACAACGAGAUCACAGGCGUCUCUAGCCUGCCUGUGAUCCAGUGGUUCCAAAGCUUGAAGGUCUUGCACCUCACAGAGAACCCAUGUAGCCGUAGCCCUGCGGACUUCUCCAACGUGGAAGUCGUGCGUGAGGAGAUAAAGCCCUUUUACAUGAAAGGGAACGGCGCCUUUGCCAAGUUGGAGAAGAUCCCAAAGCCCAAGCUGAAGAUGGAUGGUCGCAAGAUGCGUAAGGUCAGCAACAUGAAGCAGUUCGGAACCUUCAACCGACCUCGGAGCAUGAGUCAGCUGGGACAGCUGGAUGAAGAAACCAACGCACUGGUGGUAAAGCUAUCAGGCGACAUCAUGGAGAUGAACGUGCUAUCCUUGAGGGAGCUGCGGCCAUCGGUUGUUCGCUACAGCCCACAAAGCAUUCUCAGUGACGACCUCACUGAAGCAGAAUUGGAGCAGAUCUUCAAAGAUCGCAGGAAGACCAUCGAACAGAGGUUUGAAGAGCCGGUGGAGGAACCGAACUCCUUCAUGCGUGAGCCAGACGAUGCCUCCACCAAGGUGCACGGAGACCGUUGCGAGAGCAAGUUGCCGGCAAAGCGGAUCGACAUGCGGGAUGAAUCAGGGGGAUUGAUAGGACUAGACUGCGUGACUGAAUCUCUCAGGUUUUGA